Molecule: messenger RNA, 3674 nt
Organism: Ostrea edulis (European flat oyster)
Lineage: Eukaryota; Metazoa; Mollusca; Bivalvia; Ostreida; Ostreidae
Product: meckelin-like
Exons: 21
Coding region: 23-2989 (988 amino acids)
Biological process (GO): cilium assembly
Cellular component (GO): ciliary transition zone; MKS complex
Source: RefSeq, a predicted model, not a curated record
UUGUAAACGACCAUCAACAAUAAUGGCGGUGCAAUUGGAAUGGUGGUUUCUCCUCGUUUUACCAAUUGUUUUAUCUCAAAAUGAAUUCAUUCCGUUCACAACGGAAAGUGAUUGCACAACAGUAACUGCAUCAGGACAACCAUUCAAACAGUAUUUCGAUACCUCGCUGAUGAAAUGUGUGGAAUGUCCAAGCAAUACAUCAAUGCAGGAUGUCAGCCCCGAUGGAUACUCGUGUAUUUGUAAACCAGGUUACAGAUAUCUGACUGAUUUUGGAGGAGCCAAUGUUCGGUGUGAGAAGUGUCCUCCACAGCAGGCCAGGUCUGCUGAUGGGUGGAGGUGUGUCACGUGCCAGACUGGAACAUCAUUUAAUGACCAAACACAGACAUGUGAUCCUUGUCCUGUCAAUAAUGUACCAGUGGAGAGGCAGGUUAAUGGUAGACUAGUGUCAGCUGUAGGAGGUGGGAGUGCCCAGGACUGCCAGGCCUGUACAGAUGCUACCAGCCUUAAUGAGCAGGGCGACAGGUGUGUGAGAUGCAGCACGAUACUGAAGCUGAACCCUAACCUUACAUCAUGUGUCUGUCCCAGUGAACUGAAAGGUGGUAUUUGUUUUCCUACCCCCAUCAACUUAAAGAUCAACACAGUGCCUCUAGUUAGUGGAACAGCACAGUCAUCCUAUGUAGAAGAACAUGUUGAGGCAGCAUAUGUUAUGUGUAAAGAGUUUCAAAACAUGACAGCAUGUCAGAUUUUGAGUAACCUGUGUGUUUUGUCGUGGUAUGAGUAUGACAGUGACCCCAGAGAAACGAAGACGUGCAACCUGUACAAACUCAUUUCCAGGACUGUUGGACAGGAGUGGAAUAGUUUUCUUCCUUGGAUAUAUUACACUGAGAAUGGGCUGAAGUUUCAGGAGGGAGACAGGAUUCUGGAUGAUGAUAAACUGACCACUGAGUACACGUUCAGUCCUGUGUCUUCCCUAGAAUAUCGAGUGGCCAGAUACACCUUAAAUGGAACUUACCUGGGGAUUUCCAAUGUAACGGAUGGACGACUACAGCUGUGCUCGGACACAACCUCACGACUCAAUGCAGCGUACACAUUUGGCACUUACUACGAACAAAGUUGCUCCGUCCCAGCAAUAGAACUUUGGGACACCAAGAAAUAUCAGCUGGAAUUCUAUGAUCUGUAUAUUGAGUUUACAAGAAAUGGAGAACAACAGCUGUAUUCCGCCCCAAUAAAAUUCAACAAUCUGGCAUAUGGAGGAGAUCGUGUCAAUACAGGUUCAAGUUCACGUGACUGGAUAUUGACGCGACGAUUUUUCCUUGUGGAUAAUGUGGUAACCACAGGGAGAGUCACAACCGGAAGUACAGGGAGUGCAUCCUCCCAGCCCCAAUAUGUGAGAUAUGCAAAGAGCAUCGAGAUAUCUGUGACACUUUACAGUACUCUAGGAAAUGGCCGAAUAUACCCUCCACUGAUGUCUGUUACCUACGACCAGGUGUCGCUGGCCAGUGCUCAGGCAGGGGCCACCAUCACUCCCACUUUCAAGGUGAAAUACAGCAUGUCAUUGGAUGCAUAUAGGAAGGAUUUCCAGAUUGCUGUGGGAACUCUGUCAACACUCGGGGUGAUUUAUGCCGGCUAUAAAACGUGGGUUUGGUCAAAGAGAGCUGGCAGACUGGCCAUUGAUUUCGCUGCCAUCGUUAAUUUUGUAUUUUUCGUCAGUGGAGUGCUGUCUAACGUCUUCUUUGUCAUCACAUUUGGAAUAGCAUUUUACUUUCUCAUAUUUUACAAGAGACAGAAUGUUGUGUAUCUUUUCUUGUUGGAAGGCACUUACUAUGAGGAGUGGCUGGGUCUCUUUGGAUCUGCGUUCGCCUUGAAAUUUCUACAGGUAGCUCACAUGGUGGCAUCCCAGUGCACCGUGGACAUUUUCUUCAUUGACUGGGAGAAACCAAAGGGAGCCGUAGGGAUGAAAUCGGACGGCACCAAGAAGGAAAACCCUGUGUCGAUUUGGAGGACAUACUUUGCAGCAAAUGAAUGGAAUGAGAUUCAGACAUGCCGGAAGAUAAACCACAUCUUCCAGAUCUUUGCUGUGGUGUUCUUCUUGAGUUACGUUGGAUUUGAGAAUGUGGCGACUAAAGACCCUAAUGGACAGGUGGUGAAGAGUUCGUCAGACUACCGAGCUCCCUAUGACCCCAUGUUUAGAUACGCAGUGGGUGCCCUUGUGUAUCUCCUUGUGGCAUUUGUUCAAUGGUUAUUUUUUACACUCAUCUAUGAGCGGUUCUUCGAGGACAAAGUUCGAGAUUUUGUGGACCUGUGCUCCAUGGCUAACAUUAGUGUGUUUAUCAUGCACCAUGCCCAGUAUGGCUACUACAUUCAUGGACGCUCAGUGUACGGCAAGGCAGACACAAACAUGAAUGAGAUGUUCGAGAUGAUGAAGAGAGAAGAGAAAGACUUAGUCGGUCAGAGAGGACUUCUACCAAAUACUGAGCAGCAGACGUUUGUGAUGACGCUCCCUCGCAAACUCCGUCUGAAGUAUGAGGAGGUUCUGCUAGCUGUUGCGCUGGAGGGUGCUGCUGGAGGUCCGCAGGCAAUGAAGGAAAAGGGCGGAAUCAAGGAAAAGCAAGUGGAGGCCUACAAUGUCAUCAAUAAGUUCUUGUCUACCUUCAUCGACCAUUCUUUGAAAAAGUUGGACUACCAAGUCCGGGACAAGACACUGUUGGAGAGCAUUAUGGACACAGAGUUUUUAGAUGCCUCAGAGAAGGGAUAUUUUUACAAUGAUGAUGGCCAUUCUUUUGAUCAGUGUUUGUUUUAUGGGAAUGAGAUCACCUUGCUUCUCUUUGAUACUUUACUGUUCUGUAUUAUCGAUCUCAUAGCCACAAACUUUGUCCUGUCAGGAAUUCUCACCUAUGUUAUAGUAGAGCUUAUUGCUUUGGUGCGAGAUCAUGGAGGACGUAAAAACCUAGCAAAGAAGACCCUGGUGGACGAACGCUUCUUAAUAUAGUGCUAAGUACCAGUGACUAUCAACAAGCAUUCUAGAGUCGUGAUGUUAGUGAGCAAACAGAUCUUAAUGUAAUACUUUGUAUCAGUGACUUUCAACAUUCUGGAGUUGUGAUGCUUAUUAAGAUUGUGUGACUGAGUAUGUCAAUUUGACUUGGAGUUUGUUAGAUUUUGCCAUAAGAGUUAUGUUUCAUUGUAUACUGUAUUUUAUGUAUAUUUUUAUAUGAACUUUUUAACAUGUAAAAGUAAGCUAGAAUUCUCAGAUUAACCGUCCAAUAUCAUCAGUUCUCUGUACGUUACUACAAUGACAUUAUUUAUUUUAGUUUAGUGACAUAAUGUGCACAUUUUUGACAUUUCUUUUACAUGUAUAUGCUAUUUAUAAAAUUGUUUUAAAGUAAAGAAAAAAAAUCAUUGGAGAUUGGAUCUGUGUAUAUAUAAUUAUGCAAAUGAUGAUUAUUAGGUGUUCAUGUUAAUGAUGUGGUAAAUUGAUUACUAAAUCAAUUGCAAGGCUGUAAAUGAUGAUUAUUAGAUAUACAAAUUAAUGAUGUGGUAAAUUGAUUACUAAAUCAAUUGCAAGGCUGUAAAUGAUUAUUAGAUAUACACAUUAAUGAUGUGAUAAAUUGAUUGCUAAAUCAAUUGAAUUGCAGGCUGUAAAUGAUGAAAGGUACAAAUGAAAAUAGUGAAAUAUG